GUAGUUUGGAACUUCAACUUAGAAGACACGCUUCGCUCUUUUGGUAAGAUCAUACGAAUAUUAUUGCAUUGCCCUGUUCAACGAAUGAAUGUGACUGUGAGCCUCUGCCUCAGACAAGCAGCGUUGUUGUUCGUUGGACGUAGAACCGACGGCCCUGCCAAGCAGACGUGGCCCAGUGUGCCCCUUCCAUACCGUUAGCUGAGAAGCUCUAUGCUGGCAGUAGUUUCUCUUUAUCGGAUUCUCACGCCAGUCCCUGAUUCUGCUUUCAUUCGCAUUCUACCGUGUAAGUAAAAUGGAAGUCGGGCAGCUUGUCGCCCCGGCUCCGGCCGCAACCGCACAGGUUUCUGCGAGCUCCCUCUUGAGCGCACUGCUGCGAGAGGAAUCUGGGCGGUGCUAUCGCAUGCUCCUCCUUUCACCCACGACAACAGCUACCAGCUGCCUGGGCUUCGUGGUUCCCCGGCUGAACUCAGAGAAUGCGCCGCCGCCGGAGCUGUUGCCCUACGUGCUGCAAACUGCGGCCGACUACGCCUCCGUCGCGCGACGCUGGUCGCAGGCUCUGACUGAGUGCAACAGCAUCCUUCGCCGUUUCUUCCGCUUGGGUAGCUGGGUCUCCAGUCGCAUGGUAUUGGAAAUCGAGACCGCGCUGCGGCGCAUUCUGCACCUCGAGAGUGUAGCCCCUCCGGUGCGAUUGUUUUGCCUGCGAGAGCCGCGCUUCAGCGUCGUGUUCGCCCUUCCUCUUGAGCUGUCGGUGUCCCGAAUCGUGUCACUGCCGCUGGUUCUAGAGACUAGCCAAAAUAAUUAUGAACAUCAAGGUGCAGAAACUACAACAAGAAAGAACGAUAAAACUAUCCGACCUGAGAAAAUUAAGCUUCGCGUUUCGGAGCGGUCUUUGAUAACUAGGACACCGAUACUCGGGACGUCAGGCAAGACAGCGAGCUUUCUGGAACCGAUAGUACAACCAUCAACGAUAGGCGUUCAGGACCAACUGUACGGUGCGGUGACUGAGGGAUCUGCUGGUGCGUUGGCCUCGAGUAGUGGUUGUAUUAGCGGGCUCCGCUUCGAUGACAGAGCAGAGCUUCUAUUCCGUGUCGUCGGUCUGGUCAACGCUGCCGGCGGAGGGGACAGUCCGCUGAAACGCAGUACGGGUGCUGGAACAAGCAAAGCUUUACUCUACAGUGCGCGCGGAACCAAGCACUUUGCCGCGUGUUUCCUGCCAUACUUCACGAAGCCCGCCAACGAUCCGCGGGAGCGCGUGUACGUCCAUGCGGACGCGUCGGAGAACUUUGCGCUUGAUCCGAUGAACAAGCAUCGUGACACGUCCGCCGGCGCGGGCUCGCACGACCACGACGAGGCGGAUCUACAACACGAAGACACACCGGCAUACUGCGCAAAGACGGGGCGGUUUUACAAGGUUCUGCGAUCCGGGAAGGCCGUGCGGGGCGUCGUGCACGACCGGAACUGGGUUGUGGUAGACUGUGACGUUUACGGAAAGCUGUACCUUCCACGCACGGAUCAUUUUACCGACGCGGCUUUUUUAGCACCCGAGGAGCGCGCUUGUGGUACCAGUGGUACCGACCUCAUCCACGCCGGCACGACGAGGAAAAACAAUGGCGCCGCGUCGGAACAAAUUGUAGGAGACGAAACGGCAGCGGCGAGAGAGGCAAGUGGAAGAACUGGCACGCCAUCUCCAUGCGCGCCGCACUCACCUGUACUUUCUGCUGCAUCGCCUCGCUCCGCGUCACCUCGACGCAGGCGGGGGUCCAGCUCGCCGGCCUCGCGUGCCGGCGGUGCGGCGACUGCCAGGGGACCCGUUACAAACUUUUUGUGCGUGUUGGACCUGCAAAAGGAAGCUCACCGCAUGGCACUGGAGAAAGCUGCCGAGCAGGAAAGGCAGCGAGUAUCCUUGUGUCAACGAGUGCUUUUAGUCCCCUGGGCGAGCUGCACCCGGGUGGAAGAAGAUUCUCCAUGUCUGUGCUACUUAGCGUGGCACCGAGUGAAUGAAUUUUUUCUCCAACGAGGACCUCUUCCCUCUGCUUUGGUAUACGCAGAGCUGAAAGUAAGUGGUAGGCUCAUGCACUUGCCCUGUCAUGAUCAUGAACUAUCAACGCUGCGCCACACUGUGACAACCUCCAAGAGAGCAAGCAUACGCAUCGCAUCAAGAUGAAUGCUAUGUGCAAAGCUAGCCAAAGUGAAAGUGUAGAACCAAAGGGGCACUCCUACACAGUCCGAGCGGUCACGAUGUAAUCAUGAAGUUUAGUACUCCACCAAUGGAGGUUGCUUGGCUCGUUCGUAUGGGGACCGUUUUCCAUCUCAUACCGAGACCAUGCAGAGCUUUUGUUGUCUUCGAUGCUCCUCGGGGGAAGCGAUUCUUCCGCGACGUUCUUCCGACAGAUGAAGGAUCCAUAGGGAGGCGAGAUACUGCUCUACUAGAAAUGCCGUUGCGAUGAAGACCGAAGAAACGCGGCAAGGAAGCAGGAAAUCGGCACAAUCCUUCAACUUCUACAGUAGGAGAAAGAUAUGAUGAUGUUGAGAAAGCACACUCAAGAACCACAUGAACGUACUAUAGAUCCUCCGGAGAUGAACGGCGAGAGUCAGCAAAUGGCUCUGGCCCUCCACCAUUAGAAUUACGCGGAGUCAGGGUGUGUAAUAUGACGUACUACAAAGAAACACACGGCUCUACAACAGUCGGUCUUGCAAAAAGAAACGAAACGUAGUGAAGCCAAGAUCAUUUUGAUCGAGCUGAUCCUCGAACCAAGUCCAGCAUGACGCUUCGCAAGGAU
Messenger RNA from Amoebophrya sp. A120, 2780 nucleotides. The record is from the annotation of a GenBank genome assembly. NCBI's taxonomy places the organism in Eukaryota, Dinophyceae, Syndiniales, Amoebophryaceae.